Molecule: messenger RNA, 3237 nt
Organism: Exophiala bonariae
Lineage: Eukaryota; Fungi; Ascomycota; Eurotiomycetes; Chaetothyriales; Herpotrichiellaceae
Exons: 1
Coding region: 1-3237 (1078 amino acids)
Source: RefSeq, a predicted model, not a curated record
AUGGUCAGGGUGUCUCAACUAUAUUCUCUGUGCCUCAGGCAUAGCGCUCGACAUCCUUCAGUCACCAGGCCAAAUCUAGGAUACGCACCAGCGCAGGUCGUGGGAUGGAUCUUCGUGAAGCCGCUUUUCGAUAGUCCACGACUGAUCUGCCGACGCUCUCCAAUCUCCUACUUUGCGAGAACUCGAUCGGGCAAGGAACAUCAAAAUCCCAGUGGUAAUGGCAAAGAAAUCAAGCAUGACGCGAGCCCUAAUCAAGAUCUGAUCGAUCGCAUCAAUUCCUUGAGCGACACCCUAGACGAUCAUGUCCCGUCCGACAAGCCCUCCGAACGAAGCGACGAUGUCAUUGAUCCUGUGGACAUAUACACUGCUACGGAGCUAGAAACUGGAAAUCAAGACACCCAACCCUUUUCGGCAUUACACGAUGCACUGGGCCACGACCACUACGAUGGCUUGAGCCGCUUUUUGCCUUCGAAGAUAACCCGCAACAGGAGCAAUCUAUCAUACAUGAAUGUCAUUGAAUUCGAGAAUGCGCCAUUUGAAUCGCGGAAGAACGAUGCGACCUCUGUGUUCAAAGGUACAGGACUGCGGCGAAUUCUGCUCGCCUUUAUGCACGAUGUCGAACCAGUUCUCAAUGCUCAGCCAUCCUCUAUUGACCCGGAAACUCGUGAUAUACUACUCGAGGAAGCGUUGCGCUGCGUAUUUGAUGACAAAUAUCUGGUAAAUCGCAGAACCCUUGCAGUAACACAUUAUGAUGUCUCAGAUGUCGCUUGUUGGUCUUGGGUGUUCAGCGCUCCAUCAGUUGAUCUCGCAGUCUUGAGAUAUGUUGCUUUGAUGGAAAACAAGACGCCUGACCAUCGGCCUACCUCGAUCCCAAAAUUUGUGCUGUUACAGCUCGUGAGGUCUGACUCCAUCGGCCUAUACGCCUUGAGAAGACUCGUCGAGUGUGUGUUGCGAGAAUUACAUAUCUGUCGUGACCAACGGCUAUAUGGUUCGUGGAGAUCCUGGAUUACAAGGGUCAUUUUUGUUGUUCGACUUCUGCGCCAUGCUCAUCAAACCGAUCCCAGUCUCUUGAAUGAGAUUGCCUCGAUUGUUCGCAUUUUGUUUUUGGAUUUCUACCGUAACCUUACUGAUGUGAGAAUCCCUAAAACCACGGAAAGUCAAUCAAUCCCCACAACGCCGAACAAGGACGAGCUGAUAAAGCUCGCACACAUCUUCAAUCGCUUCCUGGGGUUGAUGUCAUUGGCCUCGCGGACGCAUCCUUUCAAAUGGUCUCUCGAACAGCAAAAGGCACAGUUGAAAAUUGUUGGCAUCAUGGCCGAGUUCAAACCACAAAUGCCUGUUACUCGUGAAGGUUUUCGUGCACUUAUCAAGGUACAGCUCAUUCACAAGAAGACCGACGAUGAACGAGCAUGGGCGGAAGCGAAAUCUUUAUCCUGGCCACCAUGGAGACAAGAUACUAUGGGUAUUCAGAGGGAUCUUGAGUACAGUGGCAAAGAAAGUCGUGCAAUGAGACUCUUGCGACGAAUGAAAGAGGCAGGCUAUUCGCAUGGCAUAUGGGAACAGAAUGCGUCCGUUCUUGCGGGAUGGGAUGUCGAUUCCAGUCCUACUGUUCAAACAAGGGCCAUUCUACGACGGCCGAGGGUGAAAUUCUUCCCCGAAACAGAAGAUACGGAAUCUAUAGACCCGACAGUGUGGGCUGCGCGUGUACGUUCCACACGAACAAAGCUUGAAGCCUGGGCUGCCUUCAGUGCUUACAUAAAGUCAACGCCCUUAGCACAACGUCAGUAUACGCCAUACUAUGCUAUGCUUGAUCGACUACUGGCCCCAAUCAUCACACCAGGCUCUGUCCGCGGAUCAAGAUAUCUCCCUGGUGAUGUGAAAGCGACUUUCCCAGAGCCCAACGAUCCCAAUCAAAGGGUCUACGUCGAGACCAGGGUUCCAUCAAGGCAUGAGUUCUACAAGUUCAUGCUUAAAGACGGGUUCCAGCCUGCCGGAGCAAUACUAUGUGCACUUCUAAAAUCUGCUAUGAAUCUUGAAAUUGGGUUUCAAUAUAUCGCCGAGAGCAAGUAUCAUGAGGUGAUUCGAGACGUGUUGUUCCAUGCCGAGAAAUAUCCACAUGCUAUGUUGAAGCAGAAUCUCAAUCAGCUACGUGCUGACUUUCUUGCUGCGUUUUACGGCCUCCUAUGCAAGUAUGGCUUUGCAUCGUAUCCGCAAUUUCAGAUGCCGGGAUCCCUUACCGAAGAAGCACGAAGCCAUAGGUUGGUCAAAAUACUCAAAGAGAGCGAUCAGGGCUUACCAGGUCUGGCUACCGCAAGAUAUGACGUUCAGCCAGUGGACUAUGCUUCCCGGCUGCUCGUCAUAUCUGGCGAGAAAGACAUUACUGUUUGGAACGGCUUCCUCAAAGGUUUGCUCGACUGCGUGAACGACACUCUCGAUCGCGUCUUGGGUCAAUCACUGACACAAAGCGAGGCAGUCAACAUCAAGAUCGAGAUUUGGCGACGUGUUGAAGAAAUGUUCAAUAUCUCGAGGUUGGAGUCAGAGGGAAUCCAUCCAGACUACGAUACUUUCCAGCAUGUCGCCUGGCUAGUCCACAGUUUACUCAGGGAUGCACAUUUCCAAUCCUUCGGCAGUGCUCGUCUCGUCGACUUGGCCAAAUCACUAUUCGCGGUCGCCUCAUAUGGUGAGCAUUGUGCUGAGUGGGGUGGGAACACCAUGCGCCACCGUCCGCUAAGGGUACCUGACCCCCCCACUAUCCGAAUACUGGUCCGUCUCUUAAUCGCAUCCCACGACGUCAAGGGUAUUCUGAGCGUGAUCCAAUGGCUGGCACACCACGCCAACUUCUUCGAACCAAUGGUCAACAACGAUGUGGGAACAACAUACUUGACCCUUACCGAACCUCAACACGAGCAUCUCGAAAUACCACACCUCAGGGGCACUCUGUGCGCGAUCCGCCUGUUCCUCGAGGGCGGCAAAGCAUUGGGAGUCGACCACUCAAGCAGCUCGCCCGAAUCGCCCGAUUCUGCAGGGCUGGGCGGCGAAAUGUGGUUCGAUACACCCUUGACCGUUUCCAGAGAGCAAAUCGAACAGGCGGAAAUUUCAUGUCGACCCUUGCGAUGGCCGAGCGAUGAGGAGGUUCGCGACUUUUUGGCUCGGAACGUCGACUUCGUUCUCAAGGUGGCGCAAGCGGCAGAUUUCACUAUUGGGAAGGAAAGAAUGUAUGCUGACAAACAUGAAUAA